Oncorhynchus keta (chum salmon) is the source of this 960-nucleotide messenger RNA. RefSeq names its product loricrin-like. The record is from RefSeq and is a predicted model, not a curated record. The coding region runs from base 1 to 945 and encodes 314 amino acids. NCBI's taxonomy places the organism in Eukaryota, Metazoa, Chordata, Actinopteri, Salmoniformes, Salmonidae. The transcript has 6 exons.
AUGAUAGAAACUGGACAUUACUGGGACUGUAGUGGAGUGUACUGGGACUGUAGUGGAGGUUACUGGGACUGUAGUGGAGGUUACUGGGACUGUAGUGGAGGUUACUGGGACUGUAGUGGAGGGUACUGGGACUGUAGUGGAGGUUACUGGGACUGUAGUGGAGGUUACUGGGACUGUAGUGGAGGUUACUGGGACUGUAGUGGACGUUACUGGGACUGUAGUGGAGGUUACUGGGACUGUACUGUUAGUGGAGGUUACUGGGACUGUAGUGGAGGUUACUGGGACUGUACUGUUAGUGGAGGUUACUGGGACUGUAGUGGAGAUUACUGGGACUGUAGUGGAGGUUACUGGGACUGUACUGUUAGUGGAGGUUACUGGGACUGUACUGUUAGUGGAGGUUACUGGGACUGUAGUGGAGGUUACUGGGACUGUACUGUUAGUGGAGAUUACUGGGACUGUAGUGGAGGUUACUGGGACUGUAGUGGAGGUUACUGGGACUGUACUGUUAGUGGAGGUUACUGGGACUGUACUGUUAGUGGAGGUUACUGGGACUGUACUGUUAGUGGAGGUUACUGGGACUGUAGUGGAGGUUACUGGGACUGUAGUGGAGGUUACUGGGACUGUAGUGGAGGUUACUGGGACUGUAGUGGAGGUUACUGGGACUGUAGUGGAGGUUACUGGAACUGUAGUGGAGGUUACUGGGACUGUAGUGGACAUUACUGGGACUGUAGUGGAGGUUACUGGGACUGUACUGUUAGUGGAGGUUACUGGGACUGUAGUGGAGGUUACUGGGACUGUAGUGGAGGUUACUGGGACUGUAGUGGAGGUUACUGGGACUGUAGUGGAGGUUACUGGGACUGUACUGUUAGUGGAGGUUACUGGGACUGUAGUGGAGGUUACUGGGACUGUACUGCUACUGAACAGAGUUCUAGAGGCUGUGAGUAGGCUUGCUUUCCAUAU